UUUUUUUUAUUUUUUUUUUAUUUUAUUUCAGGUUAUUGGUAUGAUAGCUGAUCAUGUGACUGAACGCACAUCAACGGAACCCAGUACUGUCAGUAACGAUACCAGCAACAAUACCGACUCUAGUAGUUUCCUGCAACCACCACCAUCAUUGCAAACCUUAACCAGGUCUCAGUCUUUUGCCCAUCUUUCACCUGACACAGCUUUUAUCAUACAUGCAAAUGAAACCUCUGACUAUAUCGAUAUUACUCCCAUCUCAACGAAUAACCCAUCUUCAACAACUCUUCGUCCAUGUAGAUCCGCUCAACCAAGUACGAAGCGCCCAUCCAUUGUUUCACGACUGUUUCGAAGCCAGAGUGCCACCAUUUUACCACAUGAUUCUAAUGACGGUAUGUCGUCUUAUAACAGCAAUACCAACAACGAUGGCAAUAGUCUUUACCGCAAUCCUACUUUGAAUCCAACCAGUUACCCUAACCGGAUAGUACCUCUUGAAGAAUCUGACAUUGUCCAACAAAGUAAUCAUGAGAUAUCGAGUCGAAGCAUUAGGGUGCCUGGUCGUUCAGAAUCAGUUAGUGGCAACAGUAACAGUAGCAGCAUCCUCAGUAGGCCAACAUCAAGGUUUUCCUUUGUCACUCGACAUAGUAGUAACUUGCGACCAAUGUUAUCACGACCACCAACAUACAAACGAUAUGAUAAUCCGGAACAAGAAGAACAACAGGCAAGAGAUAUGGAAGCACUUCGACGAUUGGAACAUUUGUACAACCAAGAACAAAACAAUGGCAUUCUGCAUCAACUCUUUUCAUCGGAAGGAGAUUCAUUCGCCAGUGUCAAAAGUAUGUUUGUAUCCUUUAUUACAAGUCAGUUUACUGGAUUCUAUAUGGCAUUUUGGGUCAUUGUUCUAGUGUUUGUGGGUGCGGUGUCUGUGUUUGUACCUGGUCUUCCUCCUGUUGCCAAGUUACUCUGGUUACCCUUGGGUUUAUAUUGUCUAGGUGUUUUUUUCUUUUUUAGUUAUCAUCAGCGACAUGCACGUGAAGUAUUCCAAUUGGAACGACAAGUCAGUCGAGCAAGACGUCGAAGGUUAAAUGAAUUAUUACGCAAUAUGGAAUUACCAAACGAUCAUUACUUUGUAAUUGAACAACGAGCUUCCUCUGGCCAUCCUGUUAUGACAUUAUUACCGCCACCUCCAAACUAUGGUUCUACAGUACGAACAACAGAUCAAAUCGAAUCAUGUAACAUUCCUAUGGUUCAAAUACCAUCACAACAAGAAACUGUACAAGAAGAAAAUGAUGAUGAUUGGCAAAUAUCCCAGGCGGAAGAAACCAUGGAUUUAGAAACAUCAAGAGAAGUAGUGUAUAAUAGAUAAAAAUGUCAUUUAGAUUUUUUUAAAUAAAGUUUUGACGGAUGACUGAAAAAGUG
Molecule: messenger RNA, 1413 nt
Organism: Halteromyces radiatus
Lineage: Eukaryota; Fungi; Mucoromycota; Mucoromycetes; Mucorales; Cunninghamellaceae
Exons: 1
Coding region: 41-1360 (439 amino acids)
Source: RefSeq, a predicted model, not a curated record